Molecule: messenger RNA, 5550 nt
Organism: Mugil cephalus (flathead mullet)
Lineage: Eukaryota; Metazoa; Chordata; Actinopteri; Mugiliformes; Mugilidae
Product: large neutral amino acids transporter small subunit 4-like
Exons: 15
Coding region: 246-1979 (577 amino acids)
Biological process (GO): neutral amino acid transport; transmembrane transport
Molecular function (GO): neutral L-amino acid transmembrane transporter activity; L-amino acid transmembrane transporter activity
Source: RefSeq, a predicted model, not a curated record
GCUAUAAAGCGGCAGCAAUGAGGGAUGAGAGGAGAAACGGUGUUUCAUAUAAAGCAAGGGGAAGCCAUCCUGCUGCGUGUGAAUUCCCACGGCCGCUUUGCGUUUUUCUCUUCGAGGGACAUUUGUACCAGAAGACGCUGAAGUGACCCGGCUACAGGACUACCUCCGGAUCCAGACGCUCAGGCUCCAGCAGCCUCCCUCAGAUCCAGUCCAUCCAGUGCACGGCUGCCUCCGUCCCAGCAGAGAUGCCUCCUACCUUGGCCACGGCCUUCUCCCGCCGCUGGUGGAUGGCGGUGACGGCGGUCAUUGAGAACCUGCUGUUCUCCGCCGUGCUGCUUGGCUGGUCGUCCCUGCUCAUCAUGCUCAAAUCUGAGGGCUUCUACUCUUACAUGUGCAAAGGACCUGAAAACAGCUCCAGCGCCUCCAACUACUCCAACGCGUCAAACUCUAAUGCUGACAGCGCGGCAGAGGAGUACCUGACGAUGAACAACUGGCCCAUCUGCAAAGACCAGGAUGAGAUGCUGAACCUGGCUUUCACCGUCGGCUCCUUCCUGCUGUCGGCCAUAACCCUGCCCCUGGGCAUCGUCAUGGACAAAUACGGCCCGCGGAAGCUGAGGCUUUUGGGCAGUGCCUGCUUUGCCUUCUCCUGCCUUCUCAUCGCCUACGGUGCCAGCAACCCCAAUAAUCUGUCCAUCCUGAUCUUCUUUGCACUGGCGUUAAACGGGUUUGGAGGCAUGUGCAUGACCUUCACGUCCCUGACGCUCCCCAACAUGUUUGGAGACCUGAGGUCGACCUUCAUCUCCCUGAUGAUCGGCUCCUACGCUUCCUCUGCUGUCACUUUCCCCGGCAUCAAGGUCAUCUACGAUCUGGGUGCCAGUUUCAUUUCCAUCCUGCUGGUUUGGGCCGGCUGUGCCUGCCUCGUCUUCCUCAACUGCUUCGUCAACUGGCCUCUGGAGCCCUUCCCCGGCCCAGAGGACAUGGACUACACGGUGAAGAUCAAGUUCAGCUGGCUGGGCUUUGACCACAAGAUCACCGGGAAGCAGUUUUACCGGCAGGUGACCACGGUGGGGCGCCGUCUCAGCGUAGGCAACUCGAUAAAGCAGCAGCACCCGCCAAAGGACCUGGCCUCCCAGGAGGCCAACAAGCUGUGCCUGUCCACCGUCGACCUGGAGGUGAAGUGCAAGUCCGCCGAAGAGACUCAGUCUUUCAUGAAGAGCGUCCUCAGCCCCAUCUUCUUGCUGAGCCUCAUCACCAUGUGCGUCACUCAGCUGCGCCUCAUCUUCUACAUGGGAGCCAUGAACACCAUCCUGGAGUCCCUGACGGACGGAGACCUCAGCACAGUGGAGAGGAUGGAAGUGGUGAGCGUCUACACCUCCAUCUUUGGCGUGCUCCAGCUUUUGUGCCUGGUCACCUCUCCCGUGAUCGGCCAAGUCAUGGACUGGAAGCUCAAGGAGUGCGACGACGAGAAUGACAAGAGCUCCAAGAGUGAACCCGGUCAGCCCCGUCGCACCAGCAAACAGAUCCAGAAGAUCGUCAACGCCACCAGAGCCUUCAUCUUCACCAACCUGCUUCUGGUUGGUUUUGGAUUCACCUGCAUCGUCCCCAACCUGCCCCUUCAGAUUCUGUCCUUCAUCCUGCACACUGUUGUCAGAGGCUUCAUCCACUCUGCUGUUGGAGGCCUCUAUGCUGCCGUGUACCCGUCGUCCCAGUUCGGCAGCCUGACGGGUAUGCAGUCCCUGAUCAGCGCUCUGUUCGCUCUGCUGCAGCAGCCUCUCUUCAUGGCCAUGGUGGGGCCCCUGGGGGGAGACCCUCUCUGGGUGAACGUGGGCCUGCUGGUGGUGAGCAUGCUGGGAUUCUGCCUGCCCCUGUACCUGCUGUGCCACAGUCACGACCUCCAGCGCCUCAGAGACGAGCAGAACGAGGAUCCCAAGAUCUACGUGAAGAUGAACAACGGCAGCGCGCCCGAGGCCUCCGUCUAGACUGGCAGGAGGAAGAGAUGUAAAAAAAAAAGAGAGAGUACAAGCUACACUUAAGAGAAGGAAGGCGGCAGAGGAAUUGUGCAUCUUCUCUCUCAGUUCAGACUGACAAAUCACUCACAUUCCCCCCUCACACACACACACAGACACACACAUCACACUGCUAAUCAUAGAUAAGUGAACGCCACUGUGACUGACAGCCAGUCUCACCCAUCUGACACUAUACGCUGUGAAAGACCUGACACACAUAUACACUCACUCUGGGAACUCACAGUCCCUCGACUGCACCUCUGAACUGAGGAGAAAACUGACAACAGGGAGAGGAAAGAAGCUCCAGCAGACUGCUGAUGCCUCCCUGAAUGACUCCUCCUCCACAUCCUCCUCCUCUUCACACCUCCUCUUCACUCUCGCCAUUUUUUUUAUUUCAUGCUGUAGCAUCUCUCAUCCGAACUCCAGAAAGGACAUCUCCAAACGCAGGAAUCAGUCAGCUGCCGUGAAAAUGUUGGACUCCAGGGCCGCUGUGACCCUUCGCUAUCAGAUCGACACGUUUUUGACCCGUGGUAUUUGUGUGCGCACAAACACACGAGCAGCUUCUGCCCCGGUCAUCUUCCCCUCGUGCCCGGGGGCAUUGACCGCAUCCACAGACAGCAGUAUUGGUAGCAGUUUCAGGCUUGGAUGAAUUAGUUCAGAGGCGGCACUUGGUCCGUCCUUCGUUACCGUUUCGCUCGGUCACCAGUGCGGGGAGACGCGCUCACCUUGCCAUGUGUUUGUUUGGUGCAUCUCGGAAUGUGUCACGGUUUCUUCUUCGUGUUUACUUGCAAUAUGAUCGCAGAUUGUUUGUUCCUUGUUCCUCGUGCAUGAUGCGACAGCGUGAAGGAGGAAGUGUGUGUAUAGACCAGGCGGAUAGGAUAAAGACGUUAGAUAUAUUCAGUAUGGCGUGAUUUUAAACGUUAGAGCUGCGUUAUUCUACUCACAUACAUGAAUUUUUUGGGGUCUCGAUUCGUUGUAGCAAUAAGUGCUUCUGCGAGGCGCUGGGCGACACACUGACACACAAUCACACACACACACAGAGACAGUCAGUACAUUUUAUGAAAUGUAUUUCUAGUUUGCAAAAGGUGCUAAUUGAAUCGCAGAAACGUGUCGUUUGUAUUUAAGACACAGUUGAGGUCUGUUUACCACAAAGGCAACAACGUGCCAUCAAAUUAUUACCAGUAGCUUGUUUUUCUUCACAAGGCGGGGUUCCAAAGAGUCAACCAAGUUACCAUUUCAAAUUGCAUUUUCCUUUCUGUUUUUCCUUUUUUUUUAUUUCUCUGUUUUGUGGUGAUUCUGUAACACAACCUCAACAGCAGCUCUGGGAAAACGCGCGUUCACUCUGACGGGCGCGAAGGGACAUUUGCUUGAAGGUAGCAGGCUGACAGAGGUGCAUUCCUCCAGCUUCUGAGACGAAAAAAAAAAAAAAAGGUUGAACGAAGAACCUUUAUCUUUGAAUGAGAAUCCACAGAGCAGAAGCAGGGUUGACGACGGAGCAGGGAGAUGCGCGUUCAGCCUGCUGUCUUCAGGUGGCGCACAGCGAAGCUCCUCACAUUUAUCCUGCCUGGCAGUAACUCACAGAGGCACCUCCAAAGACAGCCAUGACCCCUCAGAGUGCCUCUCUAUGCGACAGGAGGAGUGGAUUCAGGUGGGACGCGGCGCACCCAGUCCCUUUCUCCCUCCGUCCGCCCAUCCACCGUCUGUCGCUUUCAUCCGUCCCAAACAUCUUGAAAUAUUUACUGGUUACAAAGCUGAAAGGCAAGACUCCGCCGGCGUCCCGUGCUCCCAAUCAAACACUUUAGAGAGAAAUAAAUGGCACACGAUGCACUUUAGCCCUUCGAAAAUGGACCUCACUCACGGAUUUGUGAGCAGCCCGCCGCCGCUGCGUACCUUUCUCCGCGGCGAGCGGGCUGCUCACCGGCGCUGCACGAUGCAAAGAAUGUAGACUCAGAGCCUCGGAUGUAGAUUCAGAACUGGUGGACGGGAAGAUAGUGUUAUUUUUUUAUGCUCACAAAGAAAACUAUCGCUUCACAUGUUCGUUUUAUCGCCUUUACGCGCACGGGGCGCCGCGGCAGAGUCUUGUCUCUCAGUUUCGGGAACCUUCAAAAGUAUAUACCAGUCAGAACAUAUUCAUGGAUUAAGUGCAUGAGCCUGCAGAGAAGCGACAAUUUGUACAGAGGGAAAUUGGUGCAAAAUGUCAUUUUUUAUAUAUAAAUAUAUGGCAAAAAGUGUACCUGAAGAUUUUUGCAUGGUUUCUGAGCAUUUCAGCUUAAGCAGACACGUGAAAGCCUGUGUGGGAACAUGAAAAUGAAAACAAAGUGUUCAUACAUCUCCAUUAAUGAAGUCACCUCUGUUGCAGAAUCUCUUGAUUCUCCGUUACGAUCCAACACAAGGCUUCUUUACAUGUUUUCCCAUCUCGUUAAUUAAAAAAAAUUAUGUAUCUCUCAAGUGCAAAAACAGUUCCACACGAGCAUUUUUCAAUUCCUCCAUCCACUGACCUAUGGGCUCUGCAGCAGCCGGCAUCUCCCAGAUGUCCAUCUCCUUAACUGUGUCAGACCUGUUGGCACGGUUAGCAUUUGUCAAUCUUUAUUUGCACAUUGUAAAUACAAACCCACACGGAGACACUGACAACUUUUGCACUAAUAGCUUCCGUAACCUCACACCGCUGCUCUCCACAGGUCUGUGUUGCUGUUUAUGUACUUGAGAGAAACCACAGUGUCAAUUUCUUUAUGAAUUUCAAAUUCAAAUGAAUUAACUGUGCACAAAUCUUCUCUUACGACUAUACAAUUCAAAUUUUUUGUUUGAAUUCUGAUGUCAUUUGUCAUUUACAAUUUACAUUUUAUUAAGGCGCUAAUUGAACUCCAUAGAGCGUUUCUCUGGCUACAGGUGACAGGCAGGUACAGGUGUAGUGCUAUGAAUGUGGAUAAAGGUGGGCAUAGAUUUGGGGAUGUUUGUGGUAACCCAUUUAGAACUCACUCUUCAAAACAAAUAUAAUGUUAUUUACGGCCCACUGAUCUCGGUGAGUUCAUUUCCUCAAAAGUGGGGAACCAAUCAGCACUUUUCUUCACUGCCGUACCUUAAACGACUCAAAUGCCCUCGAUACCACCACCACCAUCCCGACCUCCCCCCAGCCCUCUAGGACAGGAUUCUUCUCUAGUUUGGUUUAUUGAUUGACGCGCCGAUCUAUCGUUUGCGUCAGCAUGCGCGUGCUGGUGUUUCCUUCGGCUUUGUGUGACAAAAGAAAAUGGAGAUUUAAGCUGAAACGCCAGCACAUGGUUUCUCCCUUGAUAUUUUGUAUUUUUUUCUACCUACCAUUCUUCAUUUUAGUUUUCUUGUGUUUUACCGAGUUGUUUUUUUCUCCUUUUCCUCUGAUGUUUACGAGAAUGUGUAUGUGUGAAUUUUCCUAGUCUUACAUUGUAUAUUUGGUUUUCUUUUGUCUUGUGCAACAGUAUAGCCAUUGUCAUUGACUUUUAAAAACGUGUUGUUUCAACUGAAAGAAAAAAAAGAUCAAUAUAUGAAGCAAAAAUAAACAGAGUAAUUUGUA